Messenger RNA from Limulus polyphemus (Atlantic horseshoe crab), 2136 nucleotides. RefSeq names its product lipase maturation factor 1-like. Gene Ontology annotation, biological process: protein maturation. Gene Ontology annotation, cellular component: endoplasmic reticulum membrane. The transcript is spliced from 11 exons. NCBI's taxonomy places the organism in Eukaryota, Metazoa, Arthropoda, Merostomata, Xiphosura, Limulidae. The record is from RefSeq and is a predicted model, not a curated record. Bases 285 to 1937 code for a protein of 550 amino acids.
CAAAAAAAUUGUUUAGGAAGAUGAUGUAUCAUGUGUGACAUGUUCAUGAUUCGAUUUUCCUCGAUCAUAGAAAGCGACUUGCGAGUUUCACUUUCUGUUAAUUUAACCUUUCAUUCAUAGCAGUUUUACUGAUGGUGAAACUUGUGUGGCUCACUUUUUUCACAUUUCCUAGUGUCCUUUUUUUUUUUAAUUUGCAAAACGUAACAAAACAGCCAUUUUCCUCCUGCAUUUCUUAUGCCAAGAGUCAAUAUUGGCCAUAUUGAUAUUUCCUGUUUGUACCGAAAAUGGCCGAAUUCAGUUGUGGAGAUGCAACAAAUUUAAGACUGAGAAAUCAGAAAAGCUCUGCUGCAGAACCAACUCAGGAUAGGGAUAGCGAGAAACAGUUUUCAAGAAAAAGUAAUGAAGCAUCUCUUUGCAACAUUGAUCGCGGGUCAUACUGGUUGACAAGAAUCGUAAUCCUCCGGUAUUUGGGAUUUAUUUAUAGUGUUGCUUUUUUAGUAGCAGCCAAUCAGAAUAAAGCACUUCUAGGAAAUAAUGGAUUACUACCUGUCAGUGCUUUUCUGAAACAGGUAAAAGAGCAAGCUGGAGGAGUAAACAUCAAGGCAAUCACUUAUGUUCCAUCUCUAUUAUGGCUAGUCAAGGCAGAAGACAUUGACUUCUACUUGGACCUCGUUGCUUAUAUUGGCUUUGUGCUUUCCAGUAUUGUUAUGAUUACUGGGGCAGCCAAUGUGAUAACUAUGGCAACCCUGUGGAUUCUUUAUCAUUCUAUAGUCAGUGUUGGUCAGAGAUGGUAUUCUUUUGGUUGGGAAUCACAACUUCUAGAAACCGGUUUUCUGGCAAUUUUCCUUUGUCCAGUUCUGGCCUGGAAAUGCCUUCCUCAAGAGACUCCAACCUCAUGGUCAGUGAUCUGGGGCUAUAGAUGGCUUCUUUUUCGAAUCAUGCUUGGUGCUGUAAGUAGAAAAACAGAUACUGCCUUUCCUCAGACACAGCCAGUUCCUAGUCCAUUCAGUUACUAUCUUCAUCAAGCUCCAGAGGUGUACCAUAAGUUCGAGACUUUGAGUAACCACUUUGUUGAGCUUAUUGUGCCUUGGUUCACAUUUCUGCCUAGAGGUUUCAGAAUUACCUGUGGUGUUUUACAAAUAGUGUUUCAGGUAGCACUUAUCAUCAGUGGCAAUCUUAGUUUCCUCAACUGGUUGACAAUUCUGCCUAGUCUUGCCUUCUUUGAUGAUCAUACACUCAGUUUCAUGUUUUCUAGCAAACUUGGCUCAAUCAAGUGGCAAAUUAUUAAGUUGCAAAACAAAACCAAACAAGGAAAAUUAAAAACAGGAAAAGUACGGAGAAUAACAAACCUAACGCUGGCUCUGACCGUUGCCUAUCUUAGUAUACCUGUAGUGGUUAACUUGAUGUCUCCUCAUCAGCACAUGAACACAUCCUUUGAACCAUUAAGAAUUGUAAACACGUAUGGUGCUUUUGGAAGUGUAACAAAGAAGAGAACAGAGGUUAUCUUUCAAGGAACAUACAGUGAAGAUCCCAAUGAUCCUGAUGCAUCAUGGGAAGAAUAUGAGUUCAAAUGUAAACCAGGAAAUAUCACUAGGCGUCCAUGUUUGAUAACCCCUUAUCACUACAGACUGGACUGGUUGAUGUGGUUUUCAGCUUUUCAGAAUUAUCAGUACAAUCCCUGGCUUGUGCAUCUAGCAGCUAAAUUGCUUGUCAAUGAUGAAGAAAUAAUGUCACUUUUGGCUUAUAAUCCAUUUCAAAGGAAAAUGCCACCAAGAUUUGUGAGAGCAGAACACUACAGAUACAGCUACACUAAGUUAGGCAGUCGGGACAGUCAGCGUGGGCACUGGUGGAAAAGACGAUACAUUGGAAACUACCUACCUCCCGUUUCACUUAAGACUUUGAGUUCUGUUAUGAAAAGAUUUGGAUGGAAAAUAUGAACCUGAAUUUUUAUCAUAAAUUACUGAUGUUUCUGAUUCACUGAAAGUGGAUAAAACCUUGAAAACAUUUGUUUACAGGCAUGACAAAAAGUACCUGAAAAUUCCAAGGAAAUUAAAGACUAGUUACAUUCUUUUUUUGUAUUCUUUAAAGUGAUAAAAAUUGCUGAACCAAAUUCCAUAAAGAAAUUAUGAAGGCUGA